This is a messenger RNA of Prunus armeniaca (apricot), 750 nucleotides long. The record is from the annotation of a GenBank genome assembly. Lineage: Eukaryota; Viridiplantae; Streptophyta; Magnoliopsida; Rosales; Rosaceae.
AUGGAUGCAGAUGCUAAGGACGAAGGUUACAAACUUCCACCAGAUUUUCAAGAAAAUACUAAAGAAGCACUUGUCGAUUUCACUGUGACCGACUCCACAGAGCUUUGGCUCAUUGAUUUGCCUAAAGAUCAAAAUCCUGAUUUCAAUGGUGUUGAACUGUCGCUCAAGCUUCAUAAUGAUGGAACGUUGGGCAGUUUUGAGGCUCCAUCAGGGAAAGAAUAUGAAGUGGUCAGUAGUGCAGCUGAGCAAAAGGCUACAGUUUUUGUAUCUUCUGCUUCGGGCACAAAAAUUGCUGGGAAGAUUUCACGGAGAGUUUCUUUUGUGCAUUACCCAGAGCCUAGUGAGCUUAAAGAAAGACUAAAUUCCAAAAGAUUGAAAAAAAUGUAUCAGGAAUUACCAUCUGGAGUGUUGACCCAAUCUUCCAACAAUUUUGCAACUCCUACACGAAGUUCAGUGCCGAGAAACUCACAAUCAGCAGGUGGACGUUCAGCCUCUACUCAUAGUAGCAGACCUAAAAGUUCCAUACAUAGUGUUGGCGAGCAAUCACAGCAUCGAAAGAAAAGGCAUACACCCGAACCUAGUAGGUCCAUGAACCGGUCUUCCCAAAACUCAGGACGAGGUAGUGCAGUCAGUUCCUUAGGACAAGGUAAUAGUGGAAUCAGUUCCUUAGGACAAGGUCAUAGUGGGGCUACUUCCUCAGGACAAGGUCAUCAUGGUAAAUCAAGGAAGAAAGUAAAAGAUGAGAAUUGA